Messenger RNA from Aspergillus steynii IBT 23096, 1896 nucleotides. RefSeq names its product putative mucin. Gene Ontology annotation, cellular component: cyclin-dependent protein kinase holoenzyme complex; nucleus. The transcript is spliced from 3 exons. Gene Ontology annotation, biological process: regulation of cyclin-dependent protein serine/threonine kinase activity. The coding region runs from base 1 to 1896 and encodes 631 amino acids. The record is from RefSeq and is a predicted model, not a curated record. Gene Ontology annotation, molecular function: cyclin-dependent protein serine/threonine kinase regulator activity; protein kinase binding. Lineage: Eukaryota; Fungi; Ascomycota; Eurotiomycetes; Eurotiales; Aspergillaceae.
AUGUCUCUCCCGGUCCUCUCCACGCAACCAUUUCCUUCUGCUCCCCACCCAAUCACCCCCACCAUCGCUCUCUACUCGCAGACGGAAGGUUCGACCUGUGCAAGAAAACCGAAUCGACAGGCCAUUUCAGAGGUCCCUAAUCGCAACUGGACCGCGCCUCUGAGGGACGGUCUGCCAACGCCUCCCAACGACAUGAACGGGGUAGCUUACAACAGCAUCCCCUCGACCAACUAUGGAAUCACACUUCCCCCAUACGCAAAGCAGCCCGCAUACCCCCGGAUGAACUCCUCGAAUGCUGCGGUACCUUCAGCAUCGGCGGCUCAUCCGAAGAGCCAACCUUCGAUUCACGAUGCCCCGGCCUCCGAGCCCAACAAUCAGAAGAAAGGAUCGAGCUCGGUGGCUUCAUACCUGAAGGUUCCACCCUCCAUCAGCAACAGCAAAGGAAGUCUGACGGAAUUUGCGGCUCAGAUGACUUGUCUUUUCUGGUUCGAGAGCACAGCCAAGUUGAGGGCUAUCGAAGAGCGCCUGAAUCCGGUCUUUUCCCUCGUCCCAGAAGCAAUCCCCUCUGCCGGUUUCCAGAAGUGGGUGACGAACAUCCUCUCCACGACGCAAGUGAGCCAAAAUGUCAUCUUGCUGGCAUUGCUUUUCAUCUAUCGCUUGAAGAAGUUCAACUCUGGCGUGCGAGGAAAGAAAGGCAGUGAGUACCGGCUGAUGACCAUUGCUCUCAUGCUGGGGAACAAAUUUUUGGACGACAACACGUACACGAACAAGACCUGGGCCGAAGUAUCCGGAAUUUCCGUUCAAGAAAUCCACAUCAUGGAAGUCGAAUUUCUCAGCAACGUUCGAUACAACCUUUUUGUUUCUGAGGAGGAAUGGACCCGGUGGCACGCCAAGCUUGGUCUGUUUGCCGAUUUCUUCCACAAUGCGCCUUUGGUCCCCGAGCAGAACGAAUUGGGGCCUACUCCUCCAGUACUUCGCAUUUCCCCCAAUUUGGGCCCGUCGCCUCGGAAGCAGCCAUCGCCUUGCUCGAAAUUACCAUCACCACCCGCGCUAGAUUCCCUGCGUGCCCCAAGCUGGAAUAUGCCAGCCAACACACCGGCGUACACCAAUGGACCCCAGCUCAGCAGUCAGAUUCCCUCGGCAAACCCUCGGAAACGAAGUCGGGAUGAUACCGUCGAAGAAACUCCGUCGAAGAAGAUGGCCAUGCCAAACGCCAACCCUGCGCCUUCGUCUGCACUCCCACCAUCAUCUGCGUUGCCCACAAUGUCGACUUUGCCCCCAGUCUUAACGCCUACGUCCGCACCCACCGUGGGCGCACCGGCAGGAGCCACGUCUCGCCUUCCUCGUCCGAACUUCCCUCCUUUCUCUCACUCCUUCAACCCAAGCGUGCCGACCUCCAUGCCUCAAGUCCCUUCCACCACCGGACGAGCGAUGCCACCGAUCUACAAUACAACCACCAACUGGGUUCCACAGGUGGCCCCUUCAACUGGAGUCCCUCCUGUCACCAGCGGCAUGUACAACUCAUCAUUGUCGCUACCGGAUCCCGCAAGACAGCACAACAGCCCGUUUGGCGUCUCCUCGGCAACAGUGUCGCCAGCAGUAUCCGCAUACUCGGUUCAUACGCCCCAGACCAACCUGUCCCCGUCCUUCUUCUUGGCAAACCGCAACUCGCCGUACCGGCCCGUUCGAAAUGUCAAUACUCUCCUGAUUCCCCCUCCGUCGACUUCUCUUCAACAACAGCGCAACAUUCCAUUUGAGCACAUGCACUACCAGCCUCUGGGCAAGACGGCGGCGGAACGCAAGACAGGUCUGUUGCCUUAUCUUCACCACGAAGCUUGGCCUCAGGGGCCUUUUUUCCCUCCCACCUUCCACUCAAACCCGAACUACUCGACCUAA